Messenger RNA from Amborella trichopoda, 1078 nucleotides. The record is from RefSeq and is a predicted model, not a curated record. NCBI's taxonomy places the organism in Eukaryota, Viridiplantae, Streptophyta, Magnoliopsida, Amborellales, Amborellaceae.
CAAAAUGAAGGUUUUUAUGGAGGAGUUAGACUUCUUAUGGCAAUCUGCAAAAUUUUCUUCAACCAUUGUCUUGCUAAGGGAAUCGCCCUACAUGGUGGAAAUUUUACAUUAUCAUAUGACACAAAUAUUCCUCGGCAGGCCGGGCUUUCAGGCUCAAGUGCAAUUGUAUGUGCUACUCUUAAUUGCUUGCUGGACUUCUACAAAGUGAGACAUUUGAUUAAAGUUGAAAUCAGGCCAAAUCUGAUUCUUAAUGCUGAGGAGGAACUAGGGAUUGUUGCCGGCCUUCAAGAUCGAGUCGCACAAGUUUAUGGUGGGCUUGUCUACAUGGACUUCAGCAAGGAACAUAUGGAUAAGUUGGGCCAUGGGUUGUACACACCUAUGGACCCUAGUAUCCUUCCACCUCUCUAUCUCAUAUAUGCUGAAAAUCCAAGUGAUUCAGGAAAGGUGCAUAGUACCGUUCGGAAGAGGUGGCUUGACGGUGACUCGUUAAUUAUCUCAUCCAUGGAGGAAGUUGAAAAUAUUGCAUGGCAGGGUCGUGAGGCAUUACUGGAAAAGGAUAAUGAUAAGCUUGCAGAGGUUGUGAAUCGCAAUUUUGAUCUUCGAAGACUGAUGUUUGGAGAUGAGGCUCUUGGUUCCCUCAAAAUCUCUAUGAUUGAGGUGGCUCGUAGUGUUGGUGCUGCUGCCAAAUUUACUGGUAGUGGUGGGGCUGUAAUCGCAUUGUGCCCUAAAGGACCAUCACAAGCGGAAGAUCUCAAAGUUGCAUGUCAAAAGGCUGGUUUUAUUGUUCAGCAAGCAGUGGUUGUCUCCUCUUUUCUCAGUGACGAGGAGCCAAAGGUUGCUGCCUCUAAUUGAAGCAAGAGGAAGCAUCUUUGAUUUUUCGAGCUCACAUUCAUGCUUUUUUUAAUGUUAGCUCCAGUUAUUUAACUAGCAAGUCCAAAGUCAAUACAUCUUUGUUUUUUUGUUCCCGAAAUUUUGCGAUUGUCUUAUCAUGCACACAGCUGGGAACACUGAUUUUUUUAUUAAGAUAUCUGAACAAUGGUUGUUCAUAAACAGAAAAAAAAGAGUCCGAGUUAUGAGA